UGUCAACGUCAACGUCAGGCAAGCGAGAGAAAGCGAACGUGAGCGUGAUUGUCAAAUCCAAUAAACGACGCCGCAUUUUCAGUGUUUAGCCUUGUUAUAUUCUUCUUAUGAGCAUUUAGUUCUCGAGCAAUGUCUUUAGAUACAGUGCCAAAAGACUUAAGAGGGCUACGUGCCUGUUUGGUGUGUUCUUUGAUUAAGACAUUCGAGCAAUUUGAAUAUGAUGGAUGCGACAAUUGCGACGAGUUUCUUCGAAUGAAAAAUAAUAAGGACAAUGUUUAUGACUGCACAAGCAACAACUUUGAUGGGAUGAUUGCAGUAAUGAGCCCUGAGGAUAGCUGGGUGUGCAAAUGGCAGCGCAUUAGUCGGUUCUGUAAAGGAGUGUAUGCUAUAUCAGUUUCUGGACGAUUACCUGCUGGCGUUAUAAGAGAAAUGAAGAGUCGUGGAAUAGCAUACCGACCCAGGGAUACCAGCCAAAGAUAAUGUGUUGCAUUAAUUCCUAGUAAAAUAAGCUUUGUAUUUAAUUAUUAAUAAAGAAUAUAUAUAAACUUUAA
Pectinophora gossypiella (pink bollworm) is the source of this 551-nucleotide messenger RNA. It is a transcript of the gene spt4, whose product is annotated as transcription elongation factor SPT4. Bases 130 to 480 code for a protein of 116 amino acids. Gene Ontology annotation, biological process: regulation of transcription elongation by RNA polymerase II; mRNA processing; positive regulation of DNA-templated transcription, elongation. The transcript has 4 exons. Gene Ontology annotation, cellular component: nucleus; DSIF complex. NCBI's taxonomy places the organism in Eukaryota, Metazoa, Arthropoda, Insecta, Lepidoptera, Gelechiidae. Gene Ontology annotation, molecular function: RNA polymerase II complex binding; zinc ion binding. The record is from RefSeq and is a predicted model, not a curated record.